Messenger RNA from Fusarium vanettenii 77-13-4, 2135 nucleotides. RefSeq lists its product as uncharacterized. The record is from RefSeq and is a predicted model, not a curated record. Bases 135 to 1970 code for a protein of 611 amino acids. Gene Ontology annotation, molecular function: proton-transporting ATPase activity, rotational mechanism; ATP binding; ATP hydrolysis activity. The transcript has 7 exons. Gene Ontology annotation, biological process: proton transmembrane transport; ATP metabolic process. NCBI's taxonomy places the organism in Eukaryota, Fungi, Ascomycota, Sordariomycetes, Hypocreales, Nectriaceae. Gene Ontology annotation, cellular component: fungal-type vacuole membrane; proton-transporting V-type ATPase, V1 domain.
CUCGACCGCCUCCCUCGACCUCAUCCUCCUCCGACCCGACUCUACCCUGCAUCCGGCCUGCGUCGCCGUCCUCUCCGAGACCCAUUCCUCAGAUCCGUCUUGAAUCCGACAGCGCCCCCGUUUCGCCGCUCAAGAUGCCUCCCAAAGCAAAGGCUGCUAGCAGCAACGUCAACGAAGAUGAUGCGUCACACGGCAAGAUUUACUCCAUCUCCGGUCCCGUCGUUGUGGCUGAGGACAUGAUUGGUGUUGCCAUGUACGAGUUGGUCAGAGUAGGUCACGAUAACCUUGCCGGUGAGGUUAUUCGAAUCAAUGGCGACCAAGCCACCAUUCAGGUUUACGAGGAGACAUCCGGCGUCACUGUCGGUGACCCCGUUUUCCGAACCAGAAAGCCCUUGUCCGUCGAGCUCGGCCCCGGUCUGCUCAACGGUAUCUACGACGGUAUUCAGCGUCCCCUCGAGGCCAUCUCGAAAAUCGCCAAGUCUAUCUACAUUCCCCGCGGUGUCGCGGUUCCUGCGCUCGACCGCGAGAAGAAGUGGGAGUUCACCCCGACCCUAAAGGUCGGUGACCACAUCUCGGGUGGUGAUGUCUGGGGUACCGUCUUCGAGAACUCUUUCCUCGCCAACCACAAGAUUCUGCUCCCCCCUCGCGCCCGAGGAACCAUCACCAAGAUCGCCUCCAAGGGCGAGUACACAGUCGUCGAGAAGCUCCUCGAGGUCGAGUUCGAUGGCAAGAAGACCGAGUACCCCAUGAUGCAGACCUGGCCCGUCCGAGUGCCUCGCCCUUCCAACGACAAGAUGUCUGCCGAUCAGCCCUUCAUCGUCGGUCAGCGAGUUCUCGACGCCCUCUUCCCCAGUGUCCAGGGUGGAACUGUCGCUAUCCCUGGUGCUUUCGGUUGUGGAAAGACUGUCAUUAGUCAGUCUGUGUCCAAGUUCUCCAACAGUGAUGUUAUCGUUUACGUCGGAUGUGGUGAGCGAGGCAACGAGAUGGCCGAAGUCUUGAAGGAUUUCCCCGAGCUCACCAUUGAGGUGGAUGGUCGCAAGGAGCCCAUCAUGAAGCGAACCACGCUCAUUGCCAACACCUCCAACAUGCCUGUCGCUGCCCGAGAAGCCUCCAUCUACACUGGAAUUACUGUAGCGGAGUAUUUUCGUGACCAGGGUCUCAACGUUGCCAUGAUGGCUGACUCUUCCUCACGAUGGGCUGAGGCUCUUCGAGAACUGUCUGGUCGUCUGGGAGAAAUGCCUGCUGAUCAGGGUUUCCCCGCCUACCUGGGUGCCAAGCUCGCCUCGUUCUACGAGCGAGCCGGUCGUGUCAAGACUCUGGGUUCCCCUGAGCGCCAGGGCAGUGUCAGCAUCGUCGGUGCCGUCAGUCCCCCUGGUGGUGAUUUCUCGGAUCCCGUCACUACGGCUACUCUGGGUAUUGUGCAGGUCUUCUGGGGUCUCGACAAGAAGCUUGCCCAACGAAAGCAUUUCCCUUCGAUCAACACAUCCGCCUCGUACAGCAAGUACACCAACACACUGGACAAAUUCUACGAGAAGAACUACCCCGAUUUUCCCCGUCUCCGAGACCGCAUCAGGCAGCUCCUUUCUGACUCUGAGGAGCUUGACCAGGUCGUGCAGCUGGUUGGAAAGAGUGCGCUGUCUGAUCCCGACAAGAUCACCCUGGACAUUGCGGCUCUGCUCAAGGAGGACUUCCUGCAGCAGAACGGUUACUCAGACUAUGACCAGUUCUGCCCCAUCUGGAAGACCGAGUGGAUGAUGAAGCUCAUGGUGGGCUUCCACGAUGAGGCCCAGAAGGCGAUUGCUCAGGGCCAGAGCUGGAGCAAGGUGCGAGAGGCUACCUCUGACCUGCAGGCCAACCUGCGACAACUCAAGUUCGAGGUUCCCACUGAGGGUCAGGACGUGAUCUCCAAGAGGUACGAGGAGAUUCAACAGAAGAUGACGGACAAGUUCGCUGCUGUCAUGGACGAGUAAAUCAAGACUCGGGAGGUGAUCUCGAGAGACGUUGCAUUGCAAGCAGUUGCGGUCUUGGGCAUAGAAGAAGGAUAAGGAGGGGGAUAAGUCAGGAGAAAGCCGGUAUUCGAUUACUGUUUGCGACGCCCCAUAGUUUAGUGUGUUGAAUCGAUAUCAAAUUGUUUG